AUGGCGAUUAGUCGCCCAUGUGAGCCCUUACUACUGGCAGAGCCCGAUGAGAAUGACCCUUUACCUUGCGAUGAUACCUUAUGGAUACAGCAAGAAAAUCCCAUGUGUACCGAGAGUUCUAAAGACUGGGUGAUGCCAAUGGAAAGACAGACCUCAAUUCAAUUGACACUGUUGUCACCUGUGACUUCUCGCAUGGGUGGCUUCCAGCUUCUAGUACAUGCAACAUAUCUUCUAUCAAAGGCCAUCCAGUGCGCGUCUGAACGCCAACAAGGUCUCCAGAUCUCCGACGAAAGAUACGUACAGCUGAUUCGUACUGUGGAAGCCUUGAUGACUGUUCUUGAAAUUGAAAGACAAUCCGCAAUUGUAGCUGUGGGAAUGCCGCGCAAUAUUCUUAAUAGUACUAUCUUCUUGAUUUAUUCGCUCUUACGCGAUGCUGAAAAUCCCCUUGUCGCACAACUUGAGCAUCCACGCGAGCUAUCAGCUACCUUUUAUCUCGAACGCACUCGAGCCUUCCUAGAUGGCAAUCUUGGAGAUGUACGCAUAGCACCACCUUUCAUUUUGCAGUGGGGCUUUCGAGUGAUCCAGUAUUACUCUGAUAAAUACAAACUGGAAGGGCACUAUGAAUCCUUGAAAGCAACUCAGGAUAUCGAGAGAUUUUUUGAAAUAUUUGACCAGAGGUGGAAAAUUGCUGGCCAGCCUAGGAAAGGAAUUGCAAGGACUGUGGUCCUCAGCUGGUAUGGCCUGUAA
Messenger RNA from Penicillium pulvis, 747 nucleotides. RefSeq lists its product as uncharacterized. Lineage: Eukaryota; Fungi; Ascomycota; Eurotiomycetes; Eurotiales; Aspergillaceae. The record is from RefSeq and is a predicted model, not a curated record. The coding region runs from base 1 to 747 and encodes 248 amino acids. The transcript is spliced from 3 exons.